AUGCGGAUUGCGGAGGGAACCGCGAAAAUACUUUCAAAUAUUCCUCUCCCCGAUGAAGUUGCCGUGGUGCAUCGCCAGGCAGCCAUUGUGGACAUUGGGAGCUACACCACACGGAUUGGAUUUGCCGGAGAUGACAAACCCCGCGUUGACGAGCCCACAUGUGUCGUGAAAGGCACCGGAAAAGAGUCCUCUUCACUUUGCCUUAAAAAGGCUUAUAACUGUCGUGCGACGACGGAGGUCUCCCGCGUCAUAGAGAAGGGCGAGGUGGACUGGGAAGCCAUGGAGCAGCUGCUUUCUUACCUGGAUGAGCUGCUGCAGCUGAGCUCCAAGGAGGUGCAAACCCCGCUGCUACUGACCGAGAAGAUGCUUGUUCCCCGCACGCAAAGGCAGAAACUGGCGGAAAUUCUCAUGGAAAAACACGGGGUGACAGCCGUUCAUUUUGCCCAGAGUCCUGUUCUUGCGCUGUACGCCGCCGGUAUCUGCUCCGGCACGUCUGUAGAGAUGGGCUACAACGCAUGUCAUGUCGUCCCUGUCUUCCAGGGCUACCCGUUGUUUCACGCGACACACAUGCUUAAUGUCGGUGGAGAUUUAUGCACGCGUCAAAUGAUGUCCACCGGGCCUGAGUUGCCAGCGAUGGUGCAUCCGAAUCACCGCAUAGAUGUUUGGUCCCAUUUGAAGGAAAAGUACUGCGAGACCUGCCCGGAGGGUGCCGUGUUUCGCCAAGCGCGAGAGGAGGAGGCGGCAAACAAAGUCGCUAUUUCUAGCGGUAAUAGUGACGGUAUCACAAGUAAGUACGCGGUGCGGCAUCGGCUACCGGAUGGUACAAUCAUCACGCUUGACUCAAAUCGUUUUGUACCGGCAGAAAUGCUGAUUGAUCCUUCUCUUGUGUCAAGCGAUGUACUCAGCGGUGAUCAGUUUUUCAUUGAUAAUGUGGAGCGGCUCCGUACAUCCACAGAGCCUCACGGUCUCCCCAGGCUCAUUUUAGGGUCUUUGAACGUAUGUGACCGUGAUAUUUCGCCUCUACUAGAACGGUCGAUUCAUCUUUCCGGUGGAUGUUCCAUGAUACGUGGGUUCCCUGAGCGUUUGGACAGUGAACUCAAUACGUUUAUGCCUCAUACCUUUCAUGUUACUGCCCGCACCGAGCGUCGUCAUGCCGCCUUUGUGGGAGGCUCCAUUUUGGCGUCACUUCCGACUUUUCAGGAGUUCUGGGUGACGAAGUUGGAUUACGAGGAGUCUGGCCCGUCUGCCGUGCUGCGACGUUGUUUUUGA
Molecule: messenger RNA, 1269 nt
Organism: Trypanosoma cruzi
Lineage: Eukaryota; Euglenozoa; Kinetoplastea; Trypanosomatida; Trypanosomatidae
Product: actin-like protein, putative
Exons: 1
Coding region: 1-1269 (422 amino acids)
Source: RefSeq, a predicted model, not a curated record